Messenger RNA from Rhizophagus irregularis DAOM 181602=DAOM 197198, 180 nucleotides. The record is from RefSeq and is a predicted model, not a curated record. Lineage: Eukaryota; Fungi; Glomeromycota; Glomeromycetes; Glomerales; Glomeraceae.
AUGCCAAAUGAUGGGGUGUCAUUUGACCAAAUGACUCCUAAUCCGAAAAAUGGUCAAAUGACCAGUUCAUCAUCACAAAAUUUAAGCAUAAAAACUCAAAAUUCAUCAAAGCGAAACAUUGAAGAAUUAAAUCUUGAAACCAAUGACGAUAAUGUAGGAAAACGUAAUAAAACUAGAUAA